This is a messenger RNA of Mytilus trossulus (common blue mussel), 3120 nucleotides long. RefSeq lists its product as uncharacterized. Gene Ontology annotation, molecular function: oxidoreductase activity; copper ion binding. NCBI's taxonomy places the organism in Eukaryota, Metazoa, Mollusca, Bivalvia, Mytilida, Mytilidae. Bases 93 to 2249 code for a protein of 718 amino acids. The transcript has 3 exons. The record is from RefSeq and is a predicted model, not a curated record.
UGUGAUCAAGCCUGUAAAGACAAACUUAAAGUUUUCAACACUGACAUCUUUUUACACUCCUAAUCUCUCUGUUUUACAUCUGAUAUUCUGCAAUGUUGAGGUCUCUCUCCAUUUGUGCAGUCUUUUUAAUUCAUGGUGCUAACAGUUAUGAAUGUGAAAAGUCAGCUGAAACAUGUGAAACAUCUCUAUUGGUAUCUCAUCGUCUGACAAUGAUGCAUAAAAGAGUCGCUGUAUACUCAGCAGCAGGGAGGCUGUAUAAAUACGACGUGACUAAUGCAAAUGAAUCAAACCCUUUACCCAUAAAUGAUGUUAUUACAGCAGAUGGGUGGGAGGAUUCUCGUUUGGUUGUUGUGGCGAACGAUACAUUACCGGGUCCGCCUAUUAUUGUAUACGAAGGGCAAACAAUCAUUGUUCACGUUACAAAUCACCUUAAGUCGGAAGAGGUUACAAUUCAUUGGCAUGGAAUCACUCAAAAGGGAAGUCCGUAUAUGGAUGGAGUACCCUUUUUAACACAGUGCCCAAUAUCGCCUGGCCAAACGUUUGUCUACAGAUUUGUUGCAUCACAUAAAGGAACUUACUGGUAUCAUUCUCACGUUGGGGCCCAAAGAGCAAAGGGAUUGAUUGGUGCCUUGAUUGUCCGUGAGAAAUCAAGUUUGGAUAUGAAGGAACAUAUAAUGACUAUACAGGAAUGGAAUCAUGACUUCGAUGCAGAUUUGGAAGAUGCAAAAAUGGUAUUUGGAUUUUAUGAAAACAGAAAAAAAUUUCAAAGCUCUCAGUCACUUGACGGUCAAUUUUUUAGUAAUAUAAAAGCGCAAAGUGGUCUUAUUAAUGGACGCGGAAGAUAUUAUACUGAUGAAAAUAGUCAUAAUGAGGCUCCACUUGAGGUGUUCACGGUAGAACAAGGCCAACAGUACCGGUUCCGGGUGAUAGCAGCAGGACAGUUAUUUCCUUGGUCUAUUUCUGUAGAUAACCACCCGUUAACAAUGGUAGCAACCGACGGGUUUGAUAUUGAACCACAGAUGGCAGAUGCAUUUAUUAUAAAUGCCGGAGAACGAUACGAUUUCGUCAUUACUGCUAACCAAACAGUGGAGAACUAUUACAUUAGAGCCAAAACUCUCGAAAUAAACCGCAACACGACAGCGGAAGCUAUACUUCAGUAUCAUGGCGCCGAUCAAAAUGUCCAACCUACGUCUGUUCCUCGGCAGUGUACAGCUGACAAUCGAUGUGUUGUUGUAAAUUGUUUCUUUCUAUAUUACCCAGAAGACUAUUUUACCGAUUGUUUACCUAUUGGUAGUUUGAAACUAAAAUCUGAUACUGACCCGGCUCCACCUGUGCAUCAAGGAAAAUUCAAAGAAUAUUUUUUAAACUUUGCUUUUCCCGGAAAGAAGUAUUUUCCUAGUACUAUCAAUGGAAGAAGGUUUAUAUUCCCAACAAAAAAUGUUUUGGCUGAUCCUGAAGAUGCCAACUUUCCUUGUGAUAAAGCAGAUUGUGGCGAACAAAAACAUUGUUCUUGUACGCAUUCUUUAUCUAUUAACCGUGGUGAUACAGUCCAAAUGAUUUUUCUAAAUAUGGGACAGGGAACUGGCUGGGCUCAUCCAAUUCAUAUGCAUGGGCAUACGUUUUAUGUCCUUAAAAUGGGAUAUGCUAAAUAUGAUAACAAAACAGGAUUAAAAGUAGAGGGAAAUUCUGAUAUCGAUUGUAGAGGAGGAACUGAUCGUGCCAAUAGUUGGUGCAACAAUGCUACAUGGAGUAAUACCGCGUGGGCUAACGGAAAUGUGCCAGGAUUGGAAUUACUUAAGCCAGUAAGGAAGGAUACAAUUAUUGUUCCAAGUGGAGGUUAUGUUAUAACUCGUAUAAAAGCUGAUAAUCCUGGCGUUUGGUUCUUACAUUGUCACAUUGAACUUCACGCAAAUGAUGGAAUGGCCAUGCUUAUUAAUGAAUCGUUUCCUCAUCACCCAUCACCGCCCGCGGGAUUUCCUAAUUGCCAUAGUUAUACUGACAACGAACCACCAUCAUCUGCAACAACAACCCUUUCAUCAAUGACAUCCAAAUUUCCUUUUAACCAAGAACCGAGAAUCACUGUUGAUGAUUUUUACACUAAGAAGAAUUUCUGGAUUGUAGUUGGUAGUUUGUGUGGAGUUAUAUUUCUACAACUGUGUAUUGUUGUAUACAAAUGUAGUGAUUCAUCGAGGAUGCGAGAACAAAAAUACAAUAUGAAUGGGAAAUCUAAUCCAAACUUCAACAAUUAACUUAUUUAUAGAUCAACGGACUAUUUACAAUGAUCCAAAUUGAAUCCUCGUAUGACCUUACCCACACCAUACUACACUGAAAAGCUGCUACAGCAACUGGAGUGUAGACAAAUUUUCAAACAUGUUAAAUAAAUAAGAAUAGAAUGUGAAUCCUAUGGAAUAUUUUUAAUCAAUUUUAUUGUGUUUUGCCGUUGGAAAACAUGGAAAAGGGGAAUGUUUAUUGUCAAUUCAAAGUUAUGAUCUUAGCAUAAAACGCUGUACGUCGAUGGUAGUUUAAAACAAUCUUAAUUUAUCUUUUUUUAAAAUCUAAUACGGAAUUUAUGUCAACGUGUUUGUUCUUUAACCCGAAAGAUGCGCGAAUAGAACUUGCACGCGAAGAAAUCAACCUUUGUUGUAUGAAUAGCUAUGUACAAUGGUGGAUCAGGGCUAAUUUAUCCAUGAUGAUUACUAUGUUCAUAGUAAGAUUAUGCUAUGUGUACAUAUUAGAAUCAGUUCACAUUAACCAUGAUACCUGUGUACAUAGUAUGAUCAUGUCACAUGAACCAUGAUAGCUAUGUUUAUUUUAGGAUCAGACAAAAUUAACCAUGAAAGCUGUUUACAUAGUUUGAUCAGUUCAAAUUACAAAUAAUGAAAGUAAUAACCGAAUACAGGACAAAUGUGACGAUAUAUAUACAAUUGUAUAUUUAACAUCUUAUCAGAAGUAUGUUAAGCAUGUACGAGUAGUAUGCUUUCGCAAUGAAUUAAACUUAUGAGUACGAUAUAGAAGUUUGAGGUGCCAAAAUACUUUGUCCAUGACGUCAUCAAGACAUAAGAAUUGCUAAUGAACGCCAUAAUACCCUUUAGUUUCGUUAAAAAUGCAUUUUUUCCUCAU